Drosophila subobscura is the source of this 3049-nucleotide messenger RNA. RefSeq names its product SCY1-like protein 2. The record is from RefSeq and is a predicted model, not a curated record. Gene Ontology annotation, molecular function: protein kinase activity; ATP binding. Bases 117 to 2666 code for a protein of 849 amino acids. Gene Ontology annotation, biological process: protein phosphorylation. The transcript is spliced from 6 exons. NCBI's taxonomy places the organism in Eukaryota, Metazoa, Arthropoda, Insecta, Diptera, Drosophilidae.
CUAUCGGCCAUCACUAAUUAUUAUUGAUUACUAAAACAAAAAGAAUUUUGCAAAAACGUAUUUUGCAAUUACCUCUGGACCCGUUGCUGCUGCAAAAUCACACAUAUCUAGGCAGGAUGGACAUGAUAAACAAAUUCUACUCGUCAGCAGUGCACACGGUGUCCACGCUGUCGGGUGUGCUGCCCGGCAACAACGUAACACGGGAGUACGAGGUCCUGGAACAGGUGUGCACCGCCGGAGUGGGUCUCAUGUGGAAGGUCUACAAUGGCUACAAAAAGAGCACAAAGCAGGAAGUGUCCGUUUUUGUGUUCGAAAAGAAGCUCCUGGAACGCUGGUCCAAAGACGACAGAGAGACGAUGCUGGAGACACUGCGACGGGGCGUGCAGCAGCUAACCAAAAUCCGACAUCCGCAUGUGCUGACGGUGCAGCAUCCGCUGGAGGAGAGUCGCGACUCGUUGGCCUUUGCCACGGAGCCCGUUUUCGCCUCGCUGUCUAACGUCGUCGGAGAUGCCGUGCGCUCCGAGAAGAAGCUGUACGACGUGGAAAUCCGACACGGUCUGCUGCAGCUGUUUGACGGCCUGCAGUUCCUGCACAACGACGCCAAAAUCGUUCACCGCAACAUCAGUGCCGAGACGAUUGUGAUCAACAAGAAUCGCAGCUGGAAGUUGUUUGGCUUCGAUUUUUGCAUAGCCAAUCAGCCGGCAACGGAUGGCACACCGCAUUGGCCUUGCCGCGAGUACACCACAUCGAUGCAUGUUCUGGCCCAGCCCAGUCUGGAGUACACGGCGCCCGAGCUGGCCCUGAACAGUGUGAAUACCCCGGACAGUGAUCUCUUCUCCUUGGGUGUGCUCAUCUUUACCAUUUAUGCGGGCAAGCCUUUGAAGAUGUUUGGCAGCGACUACAGCGGCUUCAGGCGAUAUUGCAACGAAUUGAAUCAGCGCAAGUAUCCAGCAAUGAACGCCGUUCCCAAUGAGCUGACGGAGAGUCUGAAGGCGCUGCUGCAUCCCAGCGCUAGUUUGCGGCCCAAACUGCACGAGCUCAAGCAGAUCGUGUACUUCCAGGAUGUGGGCGUGAAGACGCUCAGCUAUCUGGACUCGCUGUACCAGUGGGACAAUCUGCAAAAGUCCAAGUUCUACAAGGGACUGCCGCAAAUCAUUCCUACGCUGCCGCACCGCGUGAAUCUGCACUCGAUUCUGCCUUAUCUGGUCAAGGAGUUCGUCAACUCGCCAAUGAUUCCGUUUGUGCUGCCCAAUGUCCUGCUGAUAGCCGAGAUGAGCAGCCAGCGGGAGUACUGUGACCACAUUCUACCCCAUCUGAAGCCCAUCUUCAAGCUGACGGAUCCCAUACAGAUUCUGCUGAUAUUCAUGCAAAAAAUGGAUCUCCUGCUGAAGCUCACACCCGCAGAGGACGUGAAGCAGAGUGUGCUGCCGCUGCUGUAUCGCUCGUUGGAGUGCGACAUGCCCCAGAUCCAGGAACUCUGUCUGGCCGUGCUGCCCACAUUCUCCACGCUGAUCGACUACAACGCCAUGAAGAACUCGGUGCUGCCGCGCAUUAAGAAGCUUUGCCUGCAGAGCAGCAAUGUGUCGGUGAAGGUCAACUGUCUGAUAUCCAUAGGCAAGCUGCUGGAGAACCUCGACAAGUGGCUGGUGCUGGACGAGAUUCUGCCCUUCCUGCAGCAAAUACAAAGCCGCGAGCCAGCCAUUAUCAUGGGCAUCAUAGGUAUCUACAAAAUAGCCAUGACCAACACGAAGCUGGGAAUCACGAAGGAUGUGAUGGCACACAAGUGCGUGCCAUUCCUAGUGCCUCUUAGCGUGGAGAAUGGCCUGACCAUUGCUCAAUUUAAUACGAUAAUAGCACUGAUCAAGGAGAUGUUGGGCCGCGUGGAGCAAGAGCAGCGCGAAAAGUUGCAGCAACUCUCCACCAUCCAGCGCGACAAUAAACCCAAAGAUGCUUCCGAGAUAUUGGCCAACGAAAUGGAGAGCAGCACAAUUUCCGCCUCUAGUGCCAGCAAUGGCAACAAGAACCACGAUGACAUGUUCUCCGGCUUUACGGUGGGUCAGUCACAGGGUGCACCAGUCGCCGCUGCCAGCACUCCGGCGCCCAUGAAGAACAGGGAACAGCUCAAAAUAUCGCACAAUACAAUGAACAUGCAAGCCGUGGCGCCCGCACUGCCCGCAGCACCCACAACAGCAGGAGGAGCAUCAGCAGCUACAAAGCCAGACAUUCUUUCCUCGCUGAUGCAAAGCAACCUGAGCAGCCUGGCACCAGCGCCCAGUACCAACAAUGGCUGGCACAGUGCCAAUCCGCUGGUGAUGAACCACCAGCUCGCAUCACCGCAGGCCAGCAACAAUAACUUCUCAUCGCUGGACAAUCUGGAUCCCUUUGGAAGUGGCAGUGGCAGUGGGGGCGUCCCUAAGCCAAGCAAUACGAACGGUGCCAAUAUGUACACGCUGCAGCAGCCACAAGUAAAUUAUAUCUAUCCAACGGGCUACAGCUUGAACAGCAUUCAGCAGCAGCAGCAGCAGCAGCAGAGUCUGGCCAUGAACAAGGCCAUGGCGCAACCAGCCACACUCGUGCCGCAGACGCAGUCACAGUUGAUGCAGGCAACUGAUAACCAGAACCUCAAUGCACUCUCCCAGCAGGACAUACUUAACUUCUUGAACUAGACACAGUCGUAGCCAAAUUAACCAAUUCCAUAUAUUUAAUAUACAUUAAUUUACCUGUACGAAUGUGGGUGUCCCUUAUGUGAGUGUGUGUGUGUGUCUGUUUAAAACAUUUUAAAUUAUAUGUACUUAUAUUAUGUAGAUUUUAACGCAGGUGAAGUGCGGGUCCUAUUGGUCCGGGCAGCCUGUUCGUUGUCACAUUCCGCAAACGCAAACGAUAUCAAAUGUGAAACGAUGCAUGUAGCAUUAAUUUUAGUGUAUGUAUUAUUAUUGUUAGCUAGACAAAAAGCCAACCAACCAACUAUCCAUGUACUUGUCCUCCCCUCCCCCCUCCGGUGCAUUGUGCAAUUGCUCCUUAAUUAUAUUUUACAAUAUAUAUCAAUUCG